AUGGGCAUACUGGGGAUGCUAAUGACCUAUUGUGGACGGCUGUAUGUCAAACUUACCAUCCCGGCUUCGACGGCUUACCUUGAGCUUUGCACUGCCUUUGAGAAUGCCGAACAAAGCCCACCGACACCGCUACAUUUAACUACUGCAAAGAAGAAGGCCGGCGGAAAAUAUGACACGUUCUAUCAGGCCAGAUGGCUCUCGUACUUGAUGAUGAUGAAGAAGAUGAUGAUGUCGAUGAUCAACUGCUUCGUCUCCUCCCUGGGACCCGAUCGACUUGGACGAAAUUAG
Messenger RNA from Aspergillus tanneri, 288 nucleotides. RefSeq lists its product as uncharacterized. The record is from RefSeq and is a predicted model, not a curated record. The coding region runs from base 1 to 288 and encodes 95 amino acids. The transcript has 3 exons. NCBI's taxonomy places the organism in Eukaryota, Fungi, Ascomycota, Eurotiomycetes, Eurotiales, Aspergillaceae.